GCAAUCUGGUCCGAACUUCUUCAAGGAAAUUAAUCGAAAUUGACAUAACAGGUUUAUAUAUAAAAGGAACAUCUUUUGGUUUUAAAAACUUUGUCCAAUCAUGAUUUAUAAAACAAAUAUUAACGUUGGAAUUACUUAUUUCAAUAUCGCUGAGAUUUUACAAAUAUAAUUUUUUACAAAUGUCUACUUCUCACUCGGCACCCAAAUAUUAUAGAACUAUUCUGUCAAAUCUUGACUACAGUUCAUUUGAUUUAUUUUGUAAUCGAAUUAAAUUAACAAAGAAACUAUGUAAUUGGCACAAUCAUCGUGUUUCCACUCUCCGUUGUCUGCAGAAGAAUGCGUAUCCUAAAUUCCUAGCUGUCCAGUCACCUGACAACUUCAGUAGGUCGAAUAAAGCAGCUCAACUUUCAGAAAGAAGACAAAGUAAUAAGUUUGACAGGGUGCUUCAACUAAACUCUAAUCCUAAACACCAUAAUUUUGAAAAUACGUCUAAUCAUAAAAUUCUAGAUACUAACAGUUUGAACAGACAUGAAGGUGUGAUGUUAGAUGACGCAUAGGAAAUCCUGAUUAAUAAAUAAGAAUGGAUAUGUAUCACUAACUAAUAAUACUUGGUUAAACUUUCCUAACUGUCUAUAUCUACUUAUGGAGACGUCAAGACAUUGUUUUACAACUGUUUAUCCGCACACAUACACACUGUGUAUGUGUUUAACAAAG
Messenger RNA from Trichobilharzia regenti, 714 nucleotides. Lineage: Eukaryota; Metazoa; Platyhelminthes; Trematoda; Strigeidida; Schistosomatidae. The record is from the annotation of a GenBank genome assembly.